This is a messenger RNA of Rhinocladiella mackenziei CBS 650.93, 1110 nucleotides long. RefSeq names its product eukaryotic translation initiation factor 3 subunit H. The record is from RefSeq and is a predicted model, not a curated record. Gene Ontology annotation, cellular component: cytoplasm; eukaryotic translation initiation factor 3 complex; eukaryotic 43S preinitiation complex. The coding region runs from base 1 to 1110 and encodes 369 amino acids. The transcript has 4 exons. Gene Ontology annotation, molecular function: translation initiation factor activity; metallopeptidase activity; protein binding. Lineage: Eukaryota; Fungi; Ascomycota; Eurotiomycetes; Chaetothyriales; Herpotrichiellaceae.
AUGGCUGCUACCGUUGAGAAAGAGGCACCGCUCAAGACGGUCCAGCUAGAAGCGUUGGUCGUCAUGAAAGUCAUCAAGCACUGCGCAAACCGCUUUCCUACCACCGCCACUGGUAGCCUCGUCGGCAUGGACGUCAAUGGCGCUCUCGAAGUCACAAACUGCUUCCCUUUCCCUGUCGUCGAUCUGCCACCAGAGGCACAAUAUGAACAACAACACUUUAACACCGCGGCUGCUGCUCCUCGUGCAAAAUCCAAUACCGCGUACCAGGCGGAAAUGAUCAGAAUGCUUCGUGAGGUCAAUGUGGACGCCAACAACGUGGGAUGGUAUACAAGCGCAAACUUGGGCAAUUUCGUCAACAUGAACUUCAUCGAGAACCAAUACUACUAUCAGAAGGAAUUGAAUGAGAGGACUGUCGCUCUUGUCCACGAUGUCAGCAGAAGUUCGCAAGGAAUUCUCAGCAUUCGAGCCUUCAGACUGUCUCCACAGUUCGUGGCUGCUUACAAGGAAAACAAGUUCACCACUGAGAAUCUCCUCAAAUCCGGUCUGAAAUACACUGAUAUCCUGGUCGAACUUCCAGUCACCGUCCACAACUCGCACCUUGUCACAACCUUCCUUCACCAAGUCCCCCGCAUGCUUACGUCGGGGAUUAUGAAACCACCCACUUCCGUCGACGAAAUCGAGAACGAUCCGAUCAUCAAGAACGACAGUCUUGCCCCGUCUUUCGACAAGUUGUCAAUCUCCAUCGACCCAUUCCUCUCCCAAACCUGCGAUAACCUGCUCGACUCGAUCGAAACGCACCAUGUGGAAGCGAACAAUUUCUCAUACUACUCUCGCGCUCUGGCCAGAGAGCAAGCCAAGAUCCAACAGUGGCAGGCCAAGCGCAAGGCGGAAAAUGCAGCACGGGCGCUUUCAAAGCAGCCGCCAUUGCCAGAGGACGAGUGGCAGAGACUAUUCAAGUUGCCGACUGAGCCAAGUCGUUUGGAGAGCAUGCUGAACAGCAGACAGGUGGAACAGUAUGCAAGACAGGUUGAUGGAUACGUCGCCGGAACGACUGGAAAGAUGUUCGCAGUUAGAGGAAACUUGCUUCCAGGUGAUGCCAAUCCUGAAUGA